Molecule: messenger RNA, 7111 nt
Organism: Metopolophium dirhodum (rose-grain aphid)
Lineage: Eukaryota; Metazoa; Arthropoda; Insecta; Hemiptera; Aphididae
Gene: cno
Product: afadin
Exons: 32
Coding region: 617-6493 (1958 amino acids)
Biological process (GO): signal transduction; regulation of protein localization
Cellular component (GO): adherens junction
Molecular function (GO): cell adhesion molecule binding
Source: RefSeq, a predicted model, not a curated record
GUACGUGCGAGUGUGCGACCGCCGUUGUACCGUAUAUUUAUUAUUAUUAUUUUCUUCGCUGCCGCCGCCGUUCCCCUCCGCUUGUAAUUUCGUUCGAAAACCACUGCCGCCGCCCGUGUGCGUGUCGCGUUAUAUCGAAGCAGUAGAGUUGUAUGCGCAGUGCGCGUCCCGCCGUUGUUAUUAUCAAUAUUACAUGUUUUUUGGUUCGUCCGUGCGUAGAGUUUCCGCGAUUUUCCGAGUGUUUAAAUAUUAUCGCGCUGUUAGCUUAAAACGCGACGAUACAUCCAAAUCCGCCGCCGCCGCUCCGAUGAUGUGCAGGUGAACAGUGUCCGCGUGCGUGUCGCCCGUCGCGAGUGCUACAUAAUAUUAUUAUUAAUAACAAUAUAAACGCGACAGCUCUGAUCCGGUGUCGCGCGAGUGACCGUGUUUUCUGUUCGUGUGCUAGUGACGCAGUUUUUGUUCCUCUGGGUUAUGGCCCCCGGGGGCCGCACGACCCGUUGCGUUAUCGUAGCCGCGGGCGUGUAAGUGCAAGUGUUGAGAUGAUGACCGUCUACCGAGAUCGCGGUACCGCCUGCAAACGUUGUUGAUCAUAGACACCCUGCGAUAAAAAGUUACUAUGAAUCCUGAAAUGACUAUGGCCAUGAAAAGGCACGAAGAACGGGAGGCUCUGAGGAGCGUUAUUCAACAAUGGAAUGCUAAUCGACUGGAUCUAUUUGAACUUUCUGAACCAAAUGAGGAAUUGCUUUUCCACGGUGUAAUGAGGUUUUACUUCCAAGAACCCGGUACAGGCCAAAAAGUUGCUACCAAGUGCAUUCGUGUUGCAUCAGACGCAACGUCACAAGCAGUUAUUGAAACCCUUAUUGAAAAAUUUCGCCCUGAUAUGAGGAUGUUGUCUGUUCCAGAAUAUGCUUUAUACGAAAUACACGAAAACGGAGAUGAAAGAAAACUAGGCGUCGAUGAAAAACCAUUGUUAGUACAGUUGAACUGGCAUAAAGACGAUCGUGAAGGCAGAUUCUUAUUACGCCGAAUAGAUGAAAAAACAAAUAUGCCUGCUGGAACGUUCCAAGAAGCGGGUUCUAGUUUUAAGCGAAAACUAUCAAAACGAGAAAAGAAACAGUUGAAAAAACAAGAAAAACUCAAUCGCGCUAAAAGCCAUGGUUUAAGCCCAAAUGAUGAGAAUGAUGCCGGUGUUGCCGAAAAACUAUACACAGAGUUACCAGAAACAAGUUUCACUCGAUCAAUUUCUAAUCCAGAAGCAGUUAUGCGACGCCGACGUCAACAAAAAUUAGAAAGAAAAUUACAAGCAUUUCGAAGUAAAGAUGGUGGUCCUGAUACAGGUGGUACUCUCAAAAUUUAUGGUGAAUCUCUUUGUAGAGAUGUGCCAUAUAAAACUCUAUUAUUGUCAAUUAGAGAUACUGCCCAACAAGUUGUUAAAGAAAUGUUAGCUAAAUAUGGUCUGGAUAAAAUGGAUCCUCAUAAUUUUUGUCUUGUUCAGGUAAACAAUGCAAUUGCAUUAAAUGAAAAUAACUCUGGAUUAAAUAACGGAGUUUCAGAAAAUAAGGAAAUACUCAACAACAACAAUAGGGAAUAUAUACUUGAUGACGAUGAGUGUCCAUUAGCUAUUUUAAUGAAUCAUCCACAAACUAGAGGUUCGAUCAUGUUUCAUGUACGACGGAGGCCGGCCGAUUACCAUCCUAGAAAACGAAAAAAGAAACCAACACACAAGUGGAACCAACCAAACAGCACCAGUGAAAUGUUGGAAUACCGGUACGAAGAUGGAUUGGAUAGAUUGCCGUUCUUUUUAGAGCUCAAUGCUGACGGUAUGGAAAUGGUGAAUCCCAAACGGUACCGAAUUCAUCCCAACGUGACGGAAGUGGGUUGUGAAAGACAGAAUCAACCACCGAGUAAUGCUCAAUGUCUUCAAUUGAACGGUCCCAACAUCCAACCCCGGCAUUGUGUAAUCGCGCACACUGAGGGGAUCGUCACCGUGACACCUUGUAGCAGGGACGCAGAGACGUAUGUCGGCGGGCAACGGAUAUUCGAAACUACUAUACUUCAGAACGGGUCAAUUGUGAAAUUCGGACGACUGAACAAUCUUAGGUUUUUGGACCCGUGUUAUGACGAACGGCCGCGGCCUCGUAACAAUUCGCUUAGAAACGUUCAAGACUACUAUGACAGUGGGUCGGUAGACAACACCCAGCACUCAACUGUUAUGCAACAAAACUUUGAGACAACUUUUGACGUGGACGGUAAUAUUGAAACACGCUCCACUUCUAGCCAAGGGAAUAAGGACGAUACUAGAUCGCAGAGAUCUAUCACGAGCAGCCGCGAUGGCAAUCGAUUGUCCGCUGUGUACGGCCGCACCAGCACUGCCCCGGUAGCAGACAACAUUUUACCCUGCGUCCUGGAAGUGCGGGAAGAGACUGAAGAAGCGUGGAUCCAUGCGGUCACCAUGGACGUUGAUCCGUCGACGUUGACGUUCAAACACGCUCCCGCUUACUGUCUAUACCUAUUAGCUAGGUAUAGGGCGUCGACUUCGUACCGACCCGACGUCACACCAAUGGAACGAGCCAAUCGUUUAUCAUUGACUUUCGCUAAAGUCGCCACUAUACUCUAUACUAUGAUACAGGGAAAACAAAAUGAUUUGACUUUACUGUCAUUUUGGCUCGCAAUUGUUACUGAAUUACGACAAUUUUUACACAGCGAUCGCCAUUUGUCCAAUUUUUUGACAGAGACCAUUGAAAUGCUCCACGACACCCAGCAAGCGGCCAUGCGAUUUAUCGUUGAGUGUAUACUGGAAGAACUGAUGUCAGUGUUGCCCGACAUUUUUGCAGAUAACACGGACGCCGAUAAUGAACAUUUACCCGCUAAUUCGAUCGUCAGUAAGCUUGGUACGAUGAUGACCACACUUCGCGAAGGCCGCGUUAAUGCGUCUCUGACCAUCCAAAUCUACAACCAAGUAUUUAGGUUCAUCAACGCUUGGGCGUUUAACCGCCUGAUCACCGCCGACACAAGUUACUACACGCGCGCAUGGGGAGCGCGUUUGAAGUCUCGAAUAGGACGUCUGCAGGCGUGGGCCGAAAGACAGGGUUUAGAAGUUUCCGCCGACUGUCAGUUGGCGUUGAUUUCUCAAGCUGCGGAUUUGCUACACGCGCCAAAAUACACUGGCGAAGAUUUGGCAAGCAUCACUUCCACGUGUUUCAAGCUUAAUUCCCUCCAGCUCAAAGCCCUAUUGGUUAAAUACCAACCAGCACCUGACGAACCAAGACUGCCUCAUGAACUCAUCGACAAUGUUGUUCGGGUUGCCGAAAACUUGGCCGAUGAACUAGCCCGAUCAGAUGGCCGCGAAAUACGACUGGAGGAAGAAGACGAACUCAUGAUCACGUUUGUACAGCCCGAAGAAGGGUUCAGCUACGAGGUGGCUAGAGGUGUCCCCCCGGGUCUCAUCGAAUUUAUUCAACCUCUCCAGCAAGCUGGUAUGUGUCGCCUGACACUUCACUCAAACGCGUCUGGACUGUGGACCGUCUACUUUUUACCAAACGCCCGAAGUCCUAGUGCGUUAAGUAAUAGGAGUGGUGGUUAUGCCAUGCAAGCACCUGAACCGGACGUACAAACAAUACGGUUGCACAAGUCCAACAACGGAAUGGGCUUGAGCAUUGUGGCGGCAAAGGGGGCUGGUCAAGAACGAUUAGGAAUUUACAUAAAAUCCGUAGUGAAAGGAGGCGCUGCGGACGCGGAUGGAAGACUUCAGGCGGGCGAUCAACUGUUAAAAGUUGACGGACAAAGUCUUGUCGGCAUCACUCAAGAAAAGGCUGCGGAAUAUUUGGUGCGUACAGGACCGGUAGUGUCAUUAGAAGUAGCCAAACAAGGUGCUAUACACCAUGGUCUGGCUACGUUGCUUUCUCAGCCGUCUCCCGUCAUGACUAGAGAUUCCGUCCGUAGGGUAAGGCCAAUAUCUGAUUAUCAGCCCCGUGUGAAAGCGAAUAUUCCGCAAGGCAGUUUAUCGAUGCAUGACAUACACGAAUGUAGCGACGAAGAGGUGAUAACUACUUGGAUGACGGACAUACUAUCUUUAUCAGGUCCUCGUCGUAUGAGCGAACGGGACUUACCGUCUCGGGUGUUGAGCGAACAACAAAACAUCAACUCCAGAGGUCCACCACCUCACCAUCUGUCACAAAUUCAAAGUUCGAAGUCCGUCCCUUCUCUCCACAGCGUUGAAGGGGCUAGCACAGCCAUACCUCCCGUAGUCGGUAGACCACCAACUCAACACGAAGUAUUUAAUCCUGGAUACAAUCGCACUUCAACCACAUAUAAUCUUCAUCAACAAAACACACUUAGAUCUCGGUCUAGCCAAAAUCUAAAUGAUCCUCGUCCACACUCCCAAAUGGCUAUUCGUCAACCAUCUAAUCCAAAUCUCUUAAAUGGAAACUAUCAUCCAGAAAGAUCACCAUCUGUGCAUCCAAGUGUAUAUCAACCCCAACAGCAUCCUGCAUAUCAACAGCAUGUACAGCAACAGCUAUUGAUGCAACAACAAUAUAAUAGUCCUACUCCAGAAGUGACUAGUGAACGCUUUUAUCAAAACGUUAACCAAAUAUACAGAAAUCAAGACCAAAAUGGAUAUGGUCCAUCUGGAAAAUUGCCAAGUCCUCCUAACGAAAGAACUCCAAAUCAAUUGCAAAAGAGUUUCAGAGGAUCGCAAUCAUCGUUGCAAAGCAGACAAAGCUCAGAUGUGACACAACAUCUGAAAGACAGACCCACAUCGGCUUAUAUAUCUAAUAAGGAUACUUACAAUUUACAAAACCAAGGAAUGACAAUGCGUUCUCAAUCAUCACGGGAUAUGUUAAGACAGGAUGCAAAAUUGCAAGAGAUGACAGAAGAAGUUCGUAGACGUGAAAUGAGAUCUAGUGGAGUUAUGUCUCCUCACCAAUAUGCUACACAACAGAGACCACCACCUAAUCGUGCUCAGCCAUAUCACGGUUACCAGGAAGCCAAGCCUACCCCAUAUCUUGGAGAUCAAAUAAAACCACAACAAGAUAUAGUUCGUUCUCAACAAUUUAAUCAGCCAAUGAGAGCUACAAUUCCUGAGCCCAUGCCACCCGCCUACAGAGAAUCACCACCACCACCUCCUCCACCACCAACCUCGACUCACCCAUUGUACCAGACAAGUCCACCACGCAAUGAGCCUAACCGAUAUAUGGCGAGUGGGGGUGAACCACCUAGAGGAGGUUUCUAUCAGGCGCCUGCAGAGCCGUCUAAGCAAUACCCAUAUCAGGGAACUAAUCCGUGGCAAAGAGAAGAAAAAGAAAAAGAAGCAGAACGUAGGAGAGAAGCUGCUAGAAUGUGGCGCGAUCAACAAAUGAGCGAACUUGUAGCACUUGGACCAAACAGAACUGUUAGCCAAGAAGAACAGUUGCGAGCUCUAAGGUUAGAGAAGGAAUUUGAGCGUAGGGCUCAAGAAGAGGGAGAAGAUGAUGAUGAUGAUGAUCAAGAGGCAAAUGAAAGAGUUCAACAGUUGAUGCGAAGUGCCCAACAACAAAGUGAUAGGAGACCACCCGCAAAUACAGUUCGAACUCCAAACAAUAAUUUUAAUUACAUGAAUGGUUCGCAAAGAGGUCCACAACCUGUACCAUCUAAUGGAAUUAAUGAUGAAAAAGAACGGUUAAGAAGACUAAAAGAAAUGAAAACAAAACAAGUGGAAAUGGAAGCUAUGAGGGAAGCAGAAUUAAAACUUAAAAAAAAGGAAGAAGAACUUAAGUAUCAACAACAACAGCAACAGCUAUUAAAUCAAUCAUAUAAUAACAAUACGCCUAAUAGACUUAACCGCUCUGUGAAUCCACCCAAUAACUUAUCAUUGGAUAACUCUGGUUAUGGUUAUAACUUGGCUUCACAAGGAAGCUUACCAUCUCAACGAUUGGACAAUUUGCUGGGUGGUCCUAACAACAAUGACCCGCCACAGCCCCCUGAACGUGGCUCUUCAUAUGCUAUCAUGAGUCAAGUGGAUACUAAAGCAACUACACCUAGACCUCCAGUUCUCACAUCAACACCAAAUGGAGUAAUAACUACACCAAAUGCAAACACCACACCCAAACGUGUAUCAUUCCAAGAUCCUACAUCAAUGCCGCCCUCACCACCAUCCCCAACGUUGGAGAAAAUUAUGGAAGACCCUGAUAACUUCAUUGAUCAGGCCGAAACAAUGUUAGCAUCACCACGAAGUCCAGACAUUCAGUUUACCAGUGGUAAUACACCAGGUGUGAUUGGAUCACAAGAAGUAUACAGGGAUCCAAGACAGCGUUUACUAGCUGAGCAACAAAAACAACAAAUGUCUAAUAAAGCAGGUAGUACGGUGCCAGAAAAAUUAAGUUUUAAAGAGAAAAUGAAAAUGUUUGCCAUGGAAACUGGUGAAGAUGGUACGCCUAAAGAUAAAGUAAAAAUAUCUAAAGCUCAACGAGAGAUUGAUAACUUAGGAGCAUCAAGUACACCUUUGACUAACUAAAUAAUAAUAUUUGAACAAUAUUUUUAGAUAUGCACUUAAACAUCCCAUUAAAAUUUAGUAAUUUUUUUUUUUACAUAAAGGUUUACCGGAAUCUUAAUUAUUACAUUUAAGUAUUUCAUUUUUUUCUUUAAUCAUCAUCAUAUUAUAUUUAAUAAGUACAAGUCUUAAAUUUGUGAUUUAUUAUAGUUGAAUAUUAAACUAUAGUUUAUUUUCUAUUAUAUUGUAUUGUUAUAUUGUUGAGAGUAAUAGCGUUUAAAUUAUUAUCGUUGAAUAGUUGUACCAUCGUGUUUUAUUUUUUAAUUUUUGCUGCUUUAUAUGAAGUAUCACACUAUAUUUUUUCGAUUAUGAGUUUCGAACAAUUUCAAUAAUUAAAUUUGUUCACAAAUUAUUCAAGAUCUACUUAGAGCAAUACAUUGUAUACAAUAUAUUUAAGAAUUAAUAUUGUUAUCUAUACAAUCAAACAUUUCAUAUUAUUAUUAUUAUUAUGAUCAUUUUUAUUAUUACAUUUUUUUUUAUAUAUAAUUUUAAUUUAUUGUAAGCUCUUAGUUAAAUUUUUUUAUUUUGUUUUAAUAAAUUUAUUUGAGUUGAAAAAAAUAGUAAAGACAUUUAAAUAAAAAA